GGAAUGACAGGCAUUCCGUUCCUCUUUGGAGGGAGCUGGCAUGGGAGCGUAUUUAUGAGAAUUACACCGUGCCCUGAACCAGGGAUACAGGACAUACCGUGGCAAGAGCUUGGACCCACAAUCCUGGACUUUUUUCUGACUUGGGGGGUCAUUCGACUUUUGGGGGGGGAAUCUCGGAGUGAGUGGAGGGAAGCGGUGAAGUUUCUCCAACCCUGCGGAGUCUUGUCAACUUUCAGGGGCUGAUGCCUGCUUUUCGAAUCGGUUCGCCUUGUUCCUUCUCUCUGAGUCUAACUUGAAGAAUAGAAGAAUGGGACAGACGCGCUACUCAAGACCGGUAUAUCCAGCUCCCUUGGCUGAGGAGAGGGAGCAGCCGACACAGGAUGCUGGGAUGGUGGCUGAAGUUCUGGAAUCUGGCGACACGACCCCCCCUUCCAAGAGAAAGAGCAAAUUUGCUGGGUUUGGCAAGAUCUUUAAGCCUUGGAAGUGGCGGAAAAAGAAAACCAGUGGAAAAUUUAAGGAGACCUCAGAAGUUUUAGAACGAAAGAUUUCAAUGCGAAAGCCAAGAGAGGAGCUCAUUAAAAGAGGGGUUCUGUUGGAAGAUGUUGAACAGGAUGGAGAAGAGCCAGAGAAGCUAAUUCAUGCUACUUUGAAAAAUGGACACACCAUUCCCGUUGACUAUUCUGGAAUCGUCAAUCUUACACACUUGGAGGAAGAAACCGGAAAAAGAUUGAGCCUUAAGAAAUCCAGUCCCCCUGAAGAGCCAAAGAAAUAUCAGGGACAUUACAGCAAUCACCCCAAUUCAGAAACGGAGCCCCAUCCUGUGCCCCCUGGUCCCAAGCAGCCACUGCUUCCUCCGAAGCGACCGUUGUCCUCUUCUUCGCAGGAGACGAGUGAUCUGCAAACAAGGGAAUUUGGCCUUGGCAACAGCAGCGCAAGGACAGUGUCUUACUCCACAGCUGCAGCUGCCACCAGCACAACAAAAGGGGGCACUGCUCCUACCCCUGCACCCCGGACUCUGCUCCCUGCUCCUACAAGUGGCCACGCUUCGGCCACCAAUACUAGCAAUGCCACCCCAACCAAGCAGCCCCCUGUGCCACCACCCAAGCCUAUUAAUAGGAAUAGCAACCCCUUAAUAGCUGAAUUAUCUCAGGUGAUUAACAGUGGCGGCCCAUUGCUGAAGCCUUCCCCGCCUCUGCCUCCCAAGAGGGGCCUUCCGCUGAAUGUACCGUCCUUGCUAGAAUCGGCCAUUGCUCCCAAAUCCCCAACCGAGAGGGUCAUGUCCUCAUCCUAUGCUUCCUCGCUACCUCCGCACAUGAUCUCGACUCUCCCGCCCGCUGUUCCUUCACCUGCCCUGCCUUCUCACAUUCCGUCGGAACCCCCCAGCGCUCCGUUGCCCGUCUCCCUCUACGGAGCGGAGGCUCCCUUUUCUACAGAACCACGGAUGAACGGUCAACAGGAAGGUCCCUGCACGAUGGAUCCAACUAAGAGAGUGGCGGAGCUGGGAUAUGGAGAACCUCAAGGGCUUCCUCGGUUGUCCCAGGUCCCGCUGCACAUCCGCAUCCAGCAGGCGUUGAGUAGCCCUUUGCCAGCAACCCCGCCGGCCGAAGGCUCCCAUAGGGCUCACUCGUUGCUCUUUGAGAACGACGGCUCCAGCGAGGACAAUGGAACAGUAGGCAGGGCCAGGUCUCUACCUGUGACUAUCGAGCUGCUGAAAGUUCCAGACGAUGAUGAAGAAGAAGAAGAAGAGGAGGAGGAGGAAGAUGGCUCAGGAGAUGCCUGUCCUUCCAAUCACCAUGUGUACAUUGGAGAGGCCCCAAUGGUUGCAGUUAUUCCCAGGCUGAUCCUGCAAACGGUGCAGGAUGAAGACGAGGGACCGAGUGAUUCGGAUUCCGAGGGACCCAUUUUGUACAGGGAGGAAGAGGAGGAGGAGGAAGAUGAAGACGAAAGCCACAACACGGCCCUGGCCAAUAAAGUCAAGAGGAAAGACACCUUGGCUAUGAAAUUGGGAAACAUGGCUCCCCGGCAGGAAUUGCCAAGAGAGAGCACCUUUCCUCGGAAGAGCAAGGAAGAGUGGAAUGAAAUCCGACAGCAGAUUGGGACGACGCUAAUCAGGCGAUUAAGCCAGAGACCAACAGCAGAAGAACUGGAGCAAAGGAACAUACUCCAGCAAAAAAAUGAGGCUGACCGGCAGGCUGAGAAGAGGGAAAUAAAAAGGAGGCUCACUCGGAAGCUUAGCCAAAGGCCUACAGUGGCUGAACUGCAGGCCAGAAAGAUCCUGAGGUUUCAUGAAUAUGUGGAGGUAACCGAUGCCCAUGACUAUGACAGGAGAGCAGACAAGCCGUGGACAAAACUCACUCCUGCUGACAAGGCUGCCAUUCGGAAGGAGCUGAACGAAUUCAAGAGCUCGGAGAUGGAAGUGCACGAAGAGAGCAAGCAGUUCACUCGAUAUCAUCGGCCUUGAGGUGUUUUUUUUUUAAAAAAAAGAAAAACAGCAAGAAGCAUGAUCAGUCACUGGAAGAGAAGCGAACUUGCUGUGUUUGUCAUUUCCUGUCUCACAAGUUGAAGAGGAAUCUUGAGGCUUGUUUGAGAUUAGCCUUCAUUCACAUAUCCAGAGGAAAAGUUUCUCUUCGCCAGGAAAUGGGCCAGGGACGGGAACGCCCUUGUCCCAAAGUUAGCAUUUCAUUGAAAGGAAAUUUGUCACAAGUGCCACGAGAUCACACGGCGGGGCACGUCACGAUCGAAAGCAUUAUACCUCAGAUAUACGGCAAUACAAACGGAUGAUGCCCCUUUGGCUCCUUAUCUUCUGCCUGAUUCUGAACCGUUUCAUGUUCCGGUUUCAACGAAAAGCGAGACUAUCAGAGCAGACUUUGGAGCUGUGGAAUGAGAAGUGUGCACGUACCUAUAUUAUGCUGUACCCAGAAGAAACUUUAACUGACACAUUACUGGAGAUUUGGGAAAGGUGCUUAUGGGCUUCUUCUUCUUCUUCUUCUUCUUUUUUUUGGGAGUUAUUAAUUUGCAGAAUCACUACUGACCAAUCAUAUGUUGUCUAGCGGAAGAAUUUUUGAGCUCUAACAUGGCACAUGCUGCAUAUUGGGGGGGGGGGGGGGGGGGAAAAAAGAAAAAUAAAAAAAAAAAAAAACAACGGACAGCAAGAAGUUCCCUUCGACAGACAAAUUUGCUAUAAAGCUAAGAGACUGAAUUUUCUGUGGGGAGGGGGAUGCACCUUUAGGCCUGUUUAACAGGACACUGCAAAGCCUGAAAUGAGUUGCCUUGAAGAAGCAGAUGACGUGGAAUAUACUGUAUUUUUUAACAAAUUGUGACUUUUUUUUUUUAAAAAAAAAAGCAACUUCCUGAAAUUAAUGUGGAGCUUGCCUUUUUCUUAGAUUUGUAGCAAAAACGUACUGAAAUGUAAAUGAUUCGCAAAGGGCUUAAACCCAACUUUUAAGGAAAGGAAAGGGAAGAUGGCAUGGCAUUAAGUAGAUUUUGAUGGAAUGGUUCUGAACGUUGUAUCACUGGCCACAUCCGGGAUGCGUCUCCUAUGACGUUGGAGUGAAGAGUUGGGGGGGGGAAAUGCAAAAACGGGAAUUUGGACAUGUAUUAGAUGUUGGUUCUGUAUCUGAGCAUCGGUUUGGUGGCACAUCUCUUCACACAUCUGUAAAAGGUCACACAUGUAGAAGCUUAUAGAGAUGCAUGUAGACCAGAGGCUGAUAUUGCUGUGCUUCCUCAAAUCCAGAAGAACUCUUUUUUUUUUGCUGCUACUUUUGCAACUACACACCAUUUUUUGGAGAAGGAUGACCCAGACAAAAGAGGGCAGGAUUCAGAUAUCUUAAAAACAUUGCGCAGGAGACGGAAUCUGUGCAGUCAAUUGGGUCCAAUCUUCUUGAAUAAACCCCCUUCUGACUGAUUUCAGUGGCGAUUAAGGGCAGCCCACAGCUUAGGCUGGAUCCAGCCUCUUCUUAUCUUUUCACAAGGAUAAGAUAAGCUUAUGCAUAUUGGAGUUCUUUCUCUCCAAGAAAUGGUCCUCCUAAUGGGUGAGUCUGGGGGGAAUGCAAGGCAUGGCAAACUUGCCUUCAACGCCCCCUACUUUCAUUCCAGCCGAUGCCAGUUGCCUUUCUGGUGUUCCUGUGAAGGGAGGGGAAUGUGGCCUUGUCUUUAUAAGGAGCCAUUUUUCUUACAAUGCAAGGAGAAAAGCUUUUGGUGUGGAUUGUGGGAUAAGUGCCAGUGUACUCUUCAUCGGAGCAAUUUUUUUUCAUGAUGUAUAAAAUCUCUAUUAAGGAAAUCAUUGUGUUGUCUUCCUAUCAACAAGAUUGUAUGAAAUAAAUUUUUUUUAGGAAAAAAACCCUU
Messenger RNA from Pantherophis guttatus, 4344 nucleotides. RefSeq names its product phosphatase and actin regulator 4 (gene PHACTR4). Gene Ontology annotation, molecular function: actin binding. Gene Ontology annotation, biological process: actin cytoskeleton organization; neural crest cell migration. NCBI's taxonomy places the organism in Eukaryota, Metazoa, Chordata, Lepidosauria, Squamata, Colubridae. The record is from RefSeq and is a predicted model, not a curated record.